GUGAAUUGAUUUUUGUUUUUCUUGUUGUUUUGUGAUUUAAAUGCAGGUGUACAUGGCAUGCAUUCUACACGGCCAUAGAGUUGGAGUUUCUUAUUACGACUCCAGUAUUCGCCAACUUCACGUGCUGGAAGUUUGGGAAGAUGGCAGCACGGACUUCCCCCUAAUUGAUUUGGUAAAAUAUCAAGCUAGGCCCCUGAUCAUUUACACAAGCACUAAAAGUGAAGAAUCCUUCUUGUCUGCUUUACAGCGAAGUGAUGGAAUGACUGAGGCCUUUACGGUGAAGCUUGUGAAAAGUUCCAUAUUUAGCUAUGAGCAAGCAUGGAACAGGUAUAUCUCUGAUGAUUUUUUGAGUUCUAUGAUGGACAUGGGAAGUGAUAUCCAAGUUCGUACCAGUGGAGGUCUUCUUGCCAUAUUAGAGAAUGAAAGGGUGGUAGAUACACUUGAACAAAUGGAAAGCGGGAAUGCAUCAAUUGCAAUCGAUUCUGUUAUAGAAGUUUCACUAAACAAUUUCCUUAAACUUGAUGCAGCAGCUCAUGAGGCAUUGCAGAUAUUCCAAACAGAUAAGCAUCCAAGCCAUAUGGGCAUUGGUAGAGCAAAAGAAGGGUUCUCUGUAUUUGGCAUGAUGAAUAAGUGUGUAACGCCCAUGGGGAGACGUCUCUUGAGAAGCUGGUUCUUAAGGCCAAUACUUGACCUUGAAACUUUGAACAGUCGUCUCAAUGCUAUAUCAUUCUUUCUUUCUUCUGAAGAACUGAUAAAUUCUUUACGUGGAACUCUGAAAUCUGUGAAGGACAUUCCUCACAUACUCAAGAAAUUUAACUCCCCGAGCUCAAUAUGUACCAGUGGCGAUUGGACAGCUUUUUUAAAGAGUGUUUGUUCACUCUUGCAUGUGAACAAGAUAUUUGAAGUAGGUGUUUCUGAGAGUCUUCAGGAGCACGCAAAGUACUUGAAUUUGGACAUUGUUGAGAAGGCUGCUUCAUGCAUUACAACUGAACUGGCUUAUGUAUAUGAAUUGGUAAUUGGUGUUCUAGAUGUAAGUAGAAGUAAGGAGAAGGGAUAUGAGACGAUUGUAAAAGAUGAUUUCUGUGAUGAGUUAGAUGAGCUAAGGCAAAUAUAUGAGGAAUUGCCUGAAUUUCUGGAAGAGGUGUCGCAGAUGGAACUUGGAAGACUGCCUCAGCUGUACAAAGAAAAGUUUGAUCCUUGUAUUGUUUAUAUAAAUCAGAUAGGAUACUUGAUGUGCAUUUUUGAAGAAAAACUUGAUGAAGCUACUCUGGAGAAAGUUCAAGAUUUUGAAUUUGCUUUCUCUGAUGCAGAAGGAGAAACGAAAAGGUUCUUUUAUCAUACAGCAAAGACACGAGAGUUGGACAAUUUACUGGGAGAUAUCUAUCAUAAAAUACUAGAUAUGGAGAGGGCGAUUACUCGAGAUUUGGUGUCGCAUAUACUUCUAUUUUCAGAACACCUACUUAAGGCUGUAAAUUUUGCCGCUGAACUUGAUUGCUUUCUGUCAUUGGCACUGGUUUCUCGUCAAAACAAUUAUGUAAGGCCUACUUUGACUAUGGAUUGCUUGAUUGAUAUACAAAAUGGAAGACAUGUUUUGCAGGAAAUGACUGUAGACACCUUUGUUCCCAAUGAUACAACGAUUAAAAAUGAGGGAAGAAUUAAUAUAAUCACUGGUCCAAACUAUUCAGGGAAAAGCAUCUACAUAAAGCAGGUAGCUUUAAUUGUUUUCCUGUCCCACAUUGGAAGUUUUGUACCAGCAGAUGCUGCAACUAUUGGUUUGACGGAUAGAAUAUUCUGCGCAAUGGGAAGCCAGCUCAUGAAUGCCGAAAAGUCAACAUUUAUGAUUGAUCUGCAUCAAGUAGGGAUGAUGCUAAGGCAGGCAACUUCAAGGUCUUUGUGCCUAUUGGAUGAAUUUGGUAAAGGUACUCUUACAGAAGAUGGCGUCGGUCUGCUUGGUGGAACCAUAAACUACUUGGUCUCACAUGACGACCCUCCGAAGGUUCUGGUGUGCACUCAUUUGACUGAGCUAUUCAGUGAGAGUUGUUUACCUAAAUCCAAGAAGAUCGAAUUUUACACCAUGAGUGUGCUGAGACCUGACAACUCUACAGAUAUCGAGGAUAUUGUAUUUCUGUAUAGGCUAGUUCCUGGGCAUGCCCUUCUAAGCUAUGGUCUGCAUUGUGCGCUACUUGCUGGUGUCCCAGAGGAAGUUAUUAAGAGAGCAGCAUUUAUAUUGGAAGCUCUUGGAAACAAUGAACACGUUGAGCGAUUGUGCAAUGAGAGUGUAUCAGCUCAGGAUCAGCAAUACCAGAAUCUGGUGGACAAGAUGUUGGCAUUUGAUUUUCACAAAGGUGAUAUAGAUCUGUUUUUUCAGGGCUUAUUUUCAACUGAGUCCUAAACAAGCACUAAAGAAAAUUUCGCCAACAUUGUGAAUGCAGAAAGGUUGAAAGUUGCGUCUGGCAGGCCAGCAAUACUUUCCCUUCUCCAUUGAAGAGAAAGGUUGAUUCAUUAGGUCAGAUAGUUC
Molecule: messenger RNA, 2518 nt
Organism: Prunus avium (sweet cherry)
Lineage: Eukaryota; Viridiplantae; Streptophyta; Magnoliopsida; Rosales; Rosaceae
Source: RefSeq, a predicted model, not a curated record